CAGUUAUACUGUGGGUAUGAUAAUGACCUGUUGCGUGCAGCCGCAUAACCGCUUACUGUGCAUGUCAACAGUUUUCCUGUCCCUGCCUGACGCUUGCAAGUGGCACAGCUGCUAUCUAUAGUCAAGCUCUAUUUUCAGACCAUGCAGACAGGACGCAAUGGAACCCUCACAAACCUUUAUUUACCGUCCGGAUCUGCCGGAAAAAUGGCUGAUCUACUCUUGAGUCACACACUGAGUUGUCUUUUGAGAGCCUUUUUUAGGAAAACUGGGUUUAAGGGAUCAUGGAAGUGCCUGGAAACCUGGGAGUCGAGCUGGCUGCUCACGCUGAGAACUCGACCCCUGAUCUGGAGGACUACGCCGGCUGGGUGAGAGUCAAAGUAGAGGAGAGCUGGUUCACUGUGGAGCGGGCCUUACUUGCGAGGAACAGCAACUACUUCAGGGCUCUCUUCCACUCUGGGAUGAUUGAAAGCCACCAGGAUGAGCUACACUUAAAGGGGGGAGUUCAUGCAAGGGGUUUCCUUAUUGCCCUUGCUGUCUGCAGGGGGGAGAUUCCCACUCUCACAGAUCCAGAUGAGCUUGUAGAGGCUGUUGAGUGUGCUGCUUUCCUGCAGGUGGAGUGUUUGGUGCAGCAUCUUUGUGACAUCACUGACUCCGAUAACUGUCUACUGCUCUAUCAAGCAGCCUCUGUCUUUGGUGUGCAUGCACUUUUUCACAAGGCUGCUCUUUUUCUUUGUGAUGCCUUUGAUGAUUUGUGGGAAGCAGCAGAGAGUACAAUCUCUGAAGAGCUUCUUCAGUAUUCUCAAUCAUUAUCCCCAUCUUCUUUUAUUGCAAUAGGCACACAUUCUCCAUCAAUGGAGCUGCUGCAUGACUCCUUUAGGGUUGUAUGCUACCUUGAUGAAAAAGCUGGAGAGUGGAAGCAUCUGACUAAUCUUCCUACUCUCUGCAGCACCUCCAUGGCUGGCGUGGCAGUUCUUGACAAUCGAUUGUACAUUGUCGGGGGAGUUUAUGGAUACGGGAAAGACACAGUUGAUGCUAGUUUCUGCUACAACCCUGAUUCUGGGGUUUGGACAGCUCUUCCAGGUCCUCAGCAACCAAGAUUUGACUUCACAUUGCUGGGGCAUGAAGGACGACUCUACGCCAUUGGUGGGGAAUUCCAGAAAAGGACAAUUUCCACGGCAGAGUGUUUCAACGUUGAGAAAAGAGAGUGGACAUUUAUUCAACAUGCACCAAGGCCGGUAGCUUCUGCAGCUUGCGCUGUUGCAAGACGGCGGAUGUUUGUUUGCUUCUGGAAACCACCAGACACCACAGAUAUUUAUGAAUACAUACCAGCGAAAAACGAGUGGAAACUUGAAACCACUAUGAUCAAAUCUCAAAGCUAUGGCCACUGUAUGGCGGCCCACAGGGACAAUUUGUAUGUGAUGCGUAAUGGGCCUUGUGACGACUUCCUGCGCUGCUUAAUGGACUGCUACAACAUCACAACAGGUCAGUGGACAGCCAUGCAGGGACACUAUAUCAACAGCAAGGGGGCGCUUUUCACUGCAAUGAUAAGGGGAGACUCUGUGUUCACAGUGAAGCACAUGCUAACUCUGGUGUACACCAUCACUGGAGAUGGAUGGAAGCCCCGCAGGCAGAUGAAAGGAUUUCCGAAGAGUGGUUCGCUGUGGACGUGUUUACUCAGGCUUCCCAAGACGGGACCAGUCACACCACAGCUGGAAGCAGAAGUGAAGGACGAAGUAAUGCCUUUGCCAGACACAUCUGAGGGAUUUGUGGAAGCUUUACUGCAACUGUGAAAUUCCUGCACAUGUGAAGAACAAUGCCAUAUUUUUCAGGUUCAAAAAUAGAACUACGAAUUAAAUGUU
This is a messenger RNA of Cheilinus undulatus (humphead wrasse), 1859 nucleotides long. Its product is annotated as kelch repeat and BTB domain-containing protein 13. Lineage: Eukaryota; Metazoa; Chordata; Actinopteri; Labriformes; Labridae. The coding region runs from base 282 to 1790 and encodes 502 amino acids. Gene Ontology annotation, molecular function: protein binding. The record is from RefSeq and is a predicted model, not a curated record. The transcript has a single exon.